Penaeus vannamei (Pacific white shrimp) is the source of this 777-nucleotide messenger RNA. The record is from RefSeq and is a predicted model, not a curated record. Lineage: Eukaryota; Metazoa; Arthropoda; Malacostraca; Decapoda; Penaeidae.
AACUUGAGCUACAGACGGUGGCGACAUCUGGAGGAGAAUUUAAGGCAUGAACAACUAUCUUUGGGGUUCAGUCUCUUUCGAGUUCUGGCCAGGCGGAGCUAGCAGACGGUGUGCGUGCGGCCGCUUCGUGUCUCGUAGGACCCUCGGCGCCAUCUGGCUUGUUGAUAGUGUGUGUGUCUGACCUGAGUUUUCCUCCCAAGAACCGCAGACAUGUCGUCCAAGGCGGUUAUUAGUUCGAGCGUGUCUAAGAUGGCUGCUUCCAGUUCAAGCACCAAAAUUGUUUCCAAGAAAGUGUCUUCGUCGUCGGCUGUCACUUCCAAGACAUACUCUUACCGCAGCGGAGCAGCCCCCGACGACAGCAAUGUCACCAUCGAGUACAUCCAUGAUGUCAGCAACGUGUCGCGUCUUGAGGACAAGAUCCGUCUGCUUAUGGAAGACAUCGAGUAUGAGAGGGAACUCAGACAGAGGGUGAGUAAACCUCCUGGUUAUGUGUCUACGUCUACUUUUAUGUCUACUAUUUACUUUUAUAUGUUUGCUAUCUACUUGUAUGUCUGCUUUCUACCUCUUUUUAUAAGGACCUAUCAAUGGAUGAUAGUGACACAGAGUGUCCAUGAUGUAUGUCAAAAUAGAGGUGUGCUAGGCCGUCGGUUGGACAAAAGUAUACCACAGAGUACUAUGAUGAUGGAAACUGGGCCAUGCAUUUGCCAGAGAUUAGUUCCUGGAACUCCGGAGGUGUGGGAUGAACUGGUAGGCGGCACGCUGAGAUGUGAUAGUUAA